CCUUUCUCCACUCACUGGAUCUCUCCGGCAGAUAUCGACGCCGCUGCAUUCCUCCGCUCAGGAAAAAAAACCCCUACACUUUCUGGAUAUCUUUUUUGUUUGGAUUUUAAUGCCUGAGUUAAUAUUUCAUCCAGCACUACUCUCGGGUAGUUUGCAUAGCUUUUGCUUUGGCGACGAGCGGCUGCGGUGCGGAGCUCAACAAAACCGCAAGCUGUGUUUAGGUGCUCUCUCCCAGCCCCUCUCUGGAUGCAUCGGACUCCUCUCCCCCGGGGCCCUGGACCCGGUGUGUGACCCCGCCUCUCUCACCCCUGUCCCCCUCUCUUCCUUCUCCGACCACUCCAACCUCCCCCACACCUUUCCCCCUCGAAGCUCCUGUCCUGGGCCCCCUGCCUCGCGACCAGCGGGCAGAGGCAGGGGGCCAUGGCGCCAUGGUAGCCUCCAGUGGACGCAACCCUCUCGCCAUGAGCAGUGUGACCCCUAUUGUGGGCAGGGUUCAGGGGACCAGUUUUACCCCACAUCACUACAAGCCCUUCAGCUCACAUGCACACUACCAGCAGGUGAUGCGUGCAUUGCAUAAGCUCCAGGAAAGUGGGUUUUACUGGGGAGCUGUGGGGGGCCGUGAAGCAAGCUCCAUGCUCCGCUCUGAACCACCAGGCACCUUCCUGAUCCGUGACUCUUCUGACCACCACCACUUCUUCACCCUCUCUGUCCAAACGGCUCGGGGUACCAAGAACCUGCGCAUCCACAGCGAGGGAGGUGGCUUCUUCCUACAGCCAGACCCCCAAAACACACAAGAGCUCCCACAGUUUGACUGUGUGCUGAAACUUAUUGCGCACUACAUGGGGAAGGGGCCGGAGGCUGGAAGGAGCAGAGAAGGAGCAUGUGGUGGCAGCUCAGGAGAGUCAGAAAUGAAGGGGCGCAGUGUGUAUCUGAUCCACACUGGUGGAGAGAGGAUUCCCUUGGAACUGCGGCGCCCCCUUUCAACUUCUCUCUCAUCCUUGCAACACAUGUGCAGGAGGACCUUGAAUAACCAAGGGCUUGGGGGUUCUGAGAGGAGUGAGCAGCUCCCUCAAACACUUAGAGACUUUCUGGAGGAGUAUGAUGCUCCGAUAUGACUGACAGGAACUGCAGAGGUUCCAGUUCAUGGACCAGGGGCCUGAAGGACCAGUUCUCAGUGCUUAUGUGAAAAAUGCACACCAUGUGAUACUGACCAGAGUUAGCGUUAGAUGCUAACAUGAGGUUGGUGAGAGGUCAGAUUUUCAUUGUGACCAGCAAACCUGAGCUGGUCAAACACUGACGGGCACCAGCUACCCAGAAUCCCCUGCUGACAUGGGGCCUGGGAUGAAAAGUUGGAUUCAGGUAAUGAUUACCUUGUCCGUCCUGCCUCCAAUCACUGACCACCAGUGUAAGUGGCAGAUGAAAGGUGGGUAAAGGUUCAGUGGUUCCAAUGACUGACACAGACGCAGAGCAGAGCCUCGUAGAAGAUUAAUCUGAUUGGUAGAUAUUAAUGAUGACAGCGAUGACACGGUCAGUCCGCCACGGGAGUUCCCUCUCAGUUUUAUGUGCUUUAGAAGAAACCUCAUCUCUCUUUGGUCAACCUGACAUUUACAACACUGUGGAUCACUGGACAGAGAGAAAGACAGCUAAGAAAAAGAGACAUGGGGGAGGGGGUGACUGAUGGAGGAGUAACAGGGAAAAGACAAAGUCCAAAGGAGACGCAGAGCAGUAUUUGUUUGUGUGGCUGUGUGUGUUUUUGUGUGUUGUGGCGGCGCACACAUUUCCACUGCUGCUUCCCGCAAAUGUUGCCUCAUAGAGGGGGAGCAGGGUGGUCAUGCACGCUAGCUCUGCACACACAAACAGGUACAGGCCCAUGUGUGGGUUUUGUUAGCGUGGGAACAUAAGUGUGGAAAAAGCAUUACAAAGCAUCUUCAUUUUUGUUUGUUUCUCGGUUCUCCUCCAUAACCCUUUCCCCACCCCCCCUCUUUAACAUUUUUUUUUUUUUUUUUUUUGGAGUUGCAUGUUCGCUUUGACAAUGACAGAAAACAGGCUGCUGUUACCCAGACAAAAGCUUGUUACUGAGACAAAAGCCUUGGCACAGGACCAAACAAAACAUCAGAACUUAUUUUUAUCCAGAGAGGUUGGAAAAAUGUCAGCAACACUGUAAAACUCCUCUGUGUAUGAUGUUGAUGAUCCCAGGGAGAAGGGGGAGAGGGUAAGGAUGAGGGAAGGAGAAAGAAGAAGAGCGGGAAAUGGGAUUAACUAAAAGGAAACUAAAGAACUGGGGAGGGGGCUAAGGGAGGGGAGUAGUGGGAGGAGACAUACUGGUAUACAGCUAAACAAAAACAUUGACGUGAUUGAUGUCUUAGACUUAGAGGAAAUGAUCGGGCUCAACAGGACACCGCUCCUGUAAAUAUAAAACCCAACUUGCCAAAGGAGCCGAGUUUGAGAACAAAGUUCUGACUGAGUCUUAAUUCUUUGUUAAACCCUCUCACAGUGAUGUGUUUUCAUCUCAAACUCUUAGUUUGUCUGAGUGAGCAUUUCUCAGCUUUCUCCUUCAAGGUUUUCUAUUGCCUCUUUUCCACACAGCUUGAGCUGGUACCUGUGCCUUUACUGUUUCAAGGGUAAACUCUUAGCCAAGUGAAAGCCACUUGAAACAGUUGUGUGUGGCUGUUUUUGUCACCUCAAAGGUGCAAAAGUAUUUGUAUGACAGCUGGUAAAGUGUAUUUAAGCUCUUUAACCUACAUUGAUAUGAUUGCCUUGGGCCUAUCAGAUGUUGUCACAUCUCUUUUUAGUGUGAUGUAAAACACUGGCUGUGCCCUAAACUAGUGGUUCCCAACAUUUUUUUAAGGCCCCCCCUACUCAUAUCUAAGAAAAACAAAGACCCCCAAGCCCGCUUAGAAAUUUAACAUUAGUUUUAAUUGUUUUCAUUGAGAAUAACCCAACAUAAUAUACUUGUUCCUGACAAAUGAUCUAUGUGUAAACUAUCCAUUGUUAUGAUGCCUUAUUAGGGCCUUUAAAAAAAAAACAGAAAUAUUCAAGUUGAAAAACAUUAAUUUUAACAAAAAUAGUUUUUUUUUACUUUAAAUGACAUAAAUGUACAUGAACCAAAACGCAGAAUUUGUUAAAUUUUUGAUGUCAACCUGUUGUAAAAAAAUUGAAAUUUAUGUUUCUAAUAUAAAGUUUAAGACCUUUUAAUCUCAGAAAUUUCCACAUUUUCUUGUAAAUUUUCAAUUUUUUAACUCUGAAAUCACUCAUUUUACCCCCCCCCCCCAAAAAAAUCCUUUUUUCUAAAAAAUAAAUGGAUCCUCUUAUUUUUUUUAAUCCUCUAGGGUGGUCCUAAUACACCGUCAUUAGGUUUUUAAUCAUAAUUGAAAAAAAUACAUAUACAUCAAAUUUUGACACAUAAGAGCAGACCCCCCCCCCUCCAGUUGGGAGUCACUGCCCUAAACCUGUUGCAGCUUUGAAAAUCAAGAAAGGACAGUACUAAGUGAGGCGAGUCAAGUUGAACCAAACAGUGGAAAUGAGGCAUUAAAAUUCUGCCUGGAAGGAAAGAAGAGGAGAAAUUGACUUUUGAUGAGGAUGUUUUUAUCUCACAAAACCUCAGUUUUCCACCCCAACUUUUCUCCAUCGUUACCUCUGAAACAGUAGUUGUUUUUUGUCUGUCUGAACGUCAAAGGAACACCAGACUUUCUUAAAGUGAUUCUUUGAAAACAAAACCGCCUUUUUGUAAAACAAAGACUUGGAUUUGAUGAAAGCAGUGUUCGUCCGGAGCUCAAACGUACCUGUGACCCAUUCAUGGCAUUUCACAAUCUUGAGGCAACUUGAAACGGGAGCACUGAAAUACACCAGUGUGGCUUGUUUCCAUUCAACAGUUAAGCAACUUACAAAUGUGCAAAAUCUGAUAUAAAAAGCUUUCUUUCAAACGAGAUUUUACUUCUCCCUCUCUUACUGGUAAAAGUAGGUCUGUUAGAGUUUGAAUUUAGUUUUUUAAACAGUUUUCUAUCCCAAUCUACAGUGGUAAAAGUGGUGUAUCAUAAUGGAUUAAGUUUGAUCUGAGGGGUUUAAUUGUACUUUUUCAUCUGGGUAUAGCUGCGUCUGUCUCAAAAAGGCAGGGUAAUGCAAUGAUUGUUAUACACCAAGCAGAAGGCUUCAAUCAUGCAGCUAAAUUUUUACUAAUUCAGAGUCUAUUUGAAAAUGUAACACAAAAACAAGUAAGGACUUGUGUGCAACAGAGGAUGCUUUAUUCAUUUUUUUUCUUGCUCAAAAAUAGGCAAAAUUCUACAUUUAUGGAAACACAUCUGGUGGGACACUGUUUUUCUCAAAUCUCAGCCUUAUUUUUCUCACAUAAAAGUUCUUACAUGUGUUGCAGCAGCAGUGGACCACACAUGUAUGUGAAUCAUUUGUCUUUUAUAAAGACUCCCUCAUAAAAGGCUGGCCACUAGUCUGGCAUAAUACAAGCUGUAAUAUCUGAAAUGACAAAGCAUUACAAGAAAAAAUAAAUGAAAAAGGAACGUUGCACAUAUUUAUAUUUCUAAAAUAUUUCAAUAAUUUAUAUUAAAGAGCACUAUUUUUACAAAAGUGAAGCAUUUGUCUUGUGUGUUACUUUGCUGUUGUGUCUUUCUCUUACUUUACUGAGUCAACAUUUACUCAAUGAGCUCUAUUUCAAAAUAAUCUUUUGUAAAGGGAGUUGAUAUUCCAACAAUACUGGCCUUACAACCAGAUUAUUAACCGUCAAACAAAGCUAUGUUUAUUCACCCUGCUGGCUUUAUAAGAGCCGGAGCAGCCUGCUUUAAGAGACAAUACUUGUUCAUCCGUGGGUUAAAAUGACUGCAAUCAUCACAUUGUUUUUUUCUGCUGGGGCAUUAUGGGUAAAUUCCAUAGGCUACUAAAAAACAUAAAGGAAAGGGUGUGGGGUAAGAAUUUUUUUCUCAGACAUGCUCCGCAGACGUGCACAACACACAGAAACAAAGGGAUUCCCAGAAGUUAACACGCACACGCACUGACACAGCAGUUACUGUGUAGAAAGCUCACUUUGGGCUGGACUUAACUGGAAAGGAAUGCAGCCGGUUUUAUACAUCCUGCCUGAGGGGCUGAGAGAGGAUGGUGUCCA
Molecule: messenger RNA, 5110 nt
Organism: Cheilinus undulatus (humphead wrasse)
Lineage: Eukaryota; Metazoa; Chordata; Actinopteri; Labriformes; Labridae
Gene: socs3b
Product: suppressor of cytokine signaling 3b
Exons: 3
Coding region: 429-1115 (228 amino acids)
Biological process (GO): phosphatidylinositol phosphate biosynthetic process; intracellular signal transduction
Cellular component (GO): phosphatidylinositol 3-kinase complex
Molecular function (GO): 1-phosphatidylinositol-3-kinase regulator activity
Source: RefSeq, a predicted model, not a curated record